UCCACUCUAUAAGCUUGGAAGGAAACGCAGUGGGCUGCAGUCUUGAGUAUCAUCUACUGAGAGGAGGGAUGCGAUCUCUCUCUUUUAGAUCUGGGUUUUAUGGAAAAUUCUUAUUGUAAUUAUUUUUUAAUACCAAGUUAGCGUUCUUAACUUCGUGUUUACACACACACAGAGAGAAAGAGACUCAGAGAUUCACGUUACACAGUGGGAAGUUCCUUACAGCAGCUUGCCUCCAGAAGAAUGAGGAAACACCAGCAGACCUCGCACUCCAGGUUUACUUCGCAGAUCGCAUCCCGUGUGUAACAUCUCUCCGAGUGAUCCGGACCCUGAACACAGCGGUUCGGCUCCCUUGAAGCUCAGGACUCUUCUCCCAGACCCAUGGCGGAUCCUGCAGUGAGCCCCAGCACGACAGUGAACGAAACGACGACUGAUGGACAGACGGAGCUCAGCAGCGAAACUCACCCCGAGUACGUAGCUUUCGGCUUGGUGCCCGUCUUCUUCCUCCUAGGCUUGCUGGGCGUGUUCAUCUGCCAUAUGCUGAAGAAGAAGGGCUAUCGCUGCACCACAGAUGCUGAAGAACCUGAUGAGCCUGAUGGCGAGGAGAAGAAACCUAUGGAGGAUGGAGAUAUGAAUGAGACCUACAGUGAGGGCAACAGCGACACCGUGGGCCAGAUCGUUCACUACAUCAUGUCUAACGAAGCUAACACAGAUGCCCUGAAGGCCAUGGUGUCUGAGAACAGCGUAGACUCUGAUGGCCCUCCUGUAACACCUACCACAUCUGUUCCUGUGACCCCUGUGAGCCCUGUGUCACCCGGACCUCCUGCCGCAGCAGCCAAACACACCUGUAGCCACCUUCACACCAUUGGAGGAGUGGCAGGGCACAACAACAUGUGUAACCGCUGUAAUCAGAAGAAAUGGCCCCUCAUGCGGCACGGCUCAAACAAAAAAGUGGAGCGGCGUGCCCAUGCUGGAGAGGUCACCGUGCUGGCAGUUGGAAGGUUCCGGGUAACUAAAACUGACCCACGGCCGGCCCGGGAAAGACGCAGCCUGCUGAUCACUGAGCCCAACGGCACUGUCCCUGCCACGCCGGUAAAGACCGAGGCAGCUCCAUUGAACAGCAUCACAGAUGCAGAGCCUGAGGCAGAGGCUGAUAAUAAGUGAUUGUGUGGGCGGAGCAAAAUCUGUUCAAGUAUAGCCAAGAGAAAAUUUUAAAUCUGUUUUAAACCCGACCACAGCACUGAGACAGCCAAGAGAGAGGAAGUAACUCCGAGGCCCUGUAGACGAGACGGAGGUGAAACAUGGUUAUAAAGCAACAAAAUGAAAUAGGCCUUUUAAUCUGAACUGCAGUAUUAGACUCCGCCCUCUUGUCGCUGGGGUUUGUUUGCGUAUCUGGGCCGGGAGGAGGAGGAAGAACACGCGCCAGUUUGUCAGUUAUUCCAUCAUCAUCAUGUCAUUCCUCCCUUUGCAAACACACUGCAUCAUUAACCGUGCACAGAGUCAUUUUGUACAUUUUAAAGGCUGUGAGCAGAUGAAUGGUUAAUCCACAGUCAAACAUGCGCUCCCAUUACACUGUAGACUCCAGAAGAGUCAUGUGGCCCAAGGUCAUGUGACUCAGUCGACUACUUCUAAGAAGUAGGGGCUUUUUUUUUUUUUAAGUGCACUCUUUUCAGUAGGAUCACUAUGGAGAAUCACGAAACCACCGUGGGUCCAAAUUUAACAAAGUUUGAAUACAUCACCCUGUAUGACCCUGUUCUACCUGUCCACUGUUUGUCAUUCGAUUUCUGUUGCUUUGCCAAACCCUUUGUGCCUUUAACCAGAUAAGCAUGAUGUUUCAAAUGUAACUUCAGCUCAUGUUUGCUAAAUUGUCAAUUUAUUAUUCUUAGUGUGGCAAAAACACUUUCAGUUUAUGAUGUCCAGGGUUUUAUAAUGUAAACUCUGGUAUAAAACACCGUGAUUAGUGCUCUGUACUUUGCCAAAUAUCUUCUUGAAGCCAUGUUCCACAGCAUAUAGUGAUGCAAAUAAACAAAAUCCUAGGAAGAAAUAUGGACAGAAAUUCUAGACAGUGAUAUGGGAAGCUUGUGUGUGAAAUAUAGUCACAAUUCGCUCGUCAUAAAAUCGCUUCAUUCAGUAGUGCUUUAGGAAAAUGUUGCACCAAAUCACCAAAACUACAGUUUAUUCACAUUUUGUGUGUCUGUCUGGUUACCUCAUAGAAUAAAAAGCAAUGUGUGUUACAAUCUAAUACAACUACAUAAUGAACACAAUAAUAUUAUACUAUUUGUCUACUCUCAUGUUGUUCAUGUUCUGUACAUAACCAGUAGGUAAAGUUUCAAGUAAAUGGCCUUACAUUAGCUGCUAUACUGUAGAAAGGCUUUCUGGGAUACUGGGGAUCUAGAAUUAAGUACAGUUUCGCCAAAAAUAUUGAAGAGAUAUUAUACUAAAUUGAGUCGUACUUGAGCUCUUGGUCGAUGAGACGCUAUAAGCCGUGUAUGAUGAGAUUUCGUGGAAUAGUUGUUUUAUUCAAUCCACAUUCACUGGAUUUUGGGAAAUGGAGCAUUUUUAUUUUUUGCAUAUUCAAUAAAUAAAAACUUUAUACAAAAUGUCCAACAAGAUAAUUUCUGCUAAAGUAGACUUCUUAAAAACCUAUCAGUGGCUGCAUGAAUUGACUUUAGUGUUUGUUUGUUUUUUAUUGUUAUAGAAAGUGCCGUCUUGGUGUCGUAGCGAGGUAUAGAACAGCUUUAGACAUUAAUUUAAUUCUUCCUUGGACAUUUCAGUUAUGUAAUUUUCAAACUUCUUUGAGUUUUUUUUUUUUUUUUUUAAGUAGUCUAAAAAAAAUUCAACAAAUUUUAAUGCUUAAAGAUGAUUCUAAACAAACUGGCAAACAGUAGCAAUUUGUGAAAAAUGCUCGAACAGUAAUUCUUGAAAAAUAAACGUGUUUUUACCAUCAAAUAGUUUUAUUCCUUUUUGGGGGGGGGGUUGUUUUUUUCGAGUAGAGUUUUUUUUUUUUUUUUUUUUUUUUUUUUUUUUUGGUCGGUUGGUUAAGCAAAAUACUCCGCCAUUUUGUUUUUCUCUACUCACAGUAUAUAAGCUGAUAGCCUAGUAGUAGAGUAGCCAAUCAGAGCGCACGAUUGCUCAUAUCCAGUGAAUGCGGAUAGAAUAAUAGCCAAUAUGUUUAUUAUACGAAUUGUAUGACAACAUUGAGAAGGGUAGGAUAAAAGUGGUGAAUGGUGUGUGAAUUUUUAAAUGCAAUUUUGUUGAAAUGUUACCCAAAAUAAUAACAGUAAUCAAAGUUUUGUGCUUUUGUAUAUCUACAGCAAACAUCUCAAUAUUUUUCUCACAAAUAAUCCAUGACCUGUAAUUAGUUACAAAGUUUUAUUUUGGCUGGGGGGGGGAAGGUGCCAUCUAAUUGCAUAUUGUUGUAAAGUGUAUUCCAGAUAUUCUAUACCAAACCUGGUGGUUGAGUCUCCGUUCAGGUAUUGCUUCUUCCAAAACCCCAAAACAUUCCUCAUAAAGAGCGAUGGAGUGACGACGGACUAUUUAAGCACUGCUGCAAAUGAUCUCCUGUUAGCCAGUCCCUGCUACCUCUCAUUCUUUUACUUCUUGAAGAAAUUCAAAUACGAAGUUGAACCAAAAAAUUUAACUUGUGUAUUUAAGAAUCUUUAAGAAAUUUUAAAGCAAAUGUGUCUAAAAAUGUCAUGGAAUGUUAGAAGUCUAAUAAACGUUUAGCAUUGUAUAAAAAAAAAGGCUGUGUUUUAGAACAACUAUUGUUUUAAUUGUUUUUGUAUCUACAGUUUGUAUCUACAUUAAAAUGCAUUAAAUUAUGA
Molecule: messenger RNA, 3821 nt
Organism: Neoarius graeffei (lesser salmon catfish)
Lineage: Eukaryota; Metazoa; Chordata; Actinopteri; Siluriformes; Ariidae
Gene: rell1
Product: RELT like 1
Exons: 7
Coding region: 379-1161 (260 amino acids)
Biological process (GO): positive regulation of p38MAPK cascade
Cellular component (GO): plasma membrane
Source: RefSeq, a predicted model, not a curated record